GGAAAGCACCAAGAGUGGGUCAUAUAUCCCCCCGUCAAAUACUUACCCCAGGGCUAGACUCCGCAUUACUUUCCCGCCCCAACUGCCGCCAUGAAUAGAUAAAGACGAGACAACGUCUACUUUUUGAACAUUCAUUGAAGAGGUCAAUCUCGUCAUGACAGCAUCUUUACCCUUUUUGAAAUAUUAAUACUACACACACUUCGAUUUUAAACAAUUUCGCAAUGGAGGAGUCGAAGGACAACGCCCUUCAUGUCGAGAUGACAACUACCAUUACCAAGGGAGAUGGCGCGACGGAGGAGGAGAUCCAGUUGCAAGAAGCUCUGAGCAAUUAUAUUCCAGACACCGACGCGGAGAAGAAGCUUGUACGGAAAAUCGACAUGCACUUAAUGCCAACUCUCUGGGUUAUGUACAUUCUCAACUAUGUUGAUCGAACAAAUAUUGGGAACGCAAGAAUUGCUGGAAUGGAGGACGACCUGAAUCUUGAUGCCCAGAAAUACGCAUGGGUUCUCUCCAUCUUCUUCUUUGGUUACCUCAUCAUGGAAGUGCCGUCCAACAUGAUUCUCAGUCGAAGCCGUCCCUCAAUAUUUCUUCCUUCCAUCAUGCUAGUAUGGGGAGCAAUGAGUGCCAUCAUGGCCUGCGCUCCGAACUACGGAUCCAUGCUCGCCUUCAGAUUCAUCCUCGGCUGCAUCGAGUCUGGCUUCUUCCCCGGCGUGCUUUUCGUCAUGAGCUGCUGGUACAAGGCAGCAGAGAUUGGAAAACGAUUUGCCAUAUUCUACAGUGCUGCUGUCCUAUCAGGGGCGUUCGGUGGCCUUCUAGCUGGCGGUAUCACCAACGGUCUCCACGACGCGCACGGUAUUGCCGGGUGGAGAUGGCUUUUCAUCAUUGAAGGCGUCGCAACAGUCGGAGUAGCCAUCAUCGCAAAGUUCAUCCUCCUCGACUUCCCUCACAGCUCCCCAGUACUCACCCUCGAAGAGCGCCAACUAGCCACCGUUCGAAUCAUUGCAGACAGCGCGGUAUCAGGCUCCGCAUCCGGCUCAUCUAGAGACGACCGACUUUCCCACUGGGAAGCCUUCAAGGCAGCCGCCACCGACCCACGCACAUACUCUUUCAUGCUCCUCUUCGUCCUCGACGUCGGCGCCGGCACAAUCUCAUAUUUCAUCCCCACCAUCACCAAGUCAUUGGGCUACGACACCGUCAAAGCGCAGUACAUGACUGUCCCCGUGUACGCCGUCGCCACAGUCUGCCUCAACAUCUGCGCCUUCUCCGCCGAUCGCCACGAGGAGCGAAGAUGGCACAUCACAGCCGCUCUCUCCCUAGGAUUCAUCUGUGCCAUGGUCUGCGCCAUCGUCGAGACACCCGUAGUCCGCUACGUCAUGCUCUGCUUCGUCGCCUCUGGGAUCUGGAGUGCGCUCCCUCUCAUCCUCGCAUGGGCAUCCAAGACCAUUGAUCUUCCGGCCGAGAAGCGCGCUAUUGCGAUCGCGAUGAUCAACGCUGUUGGUAAUCUGUCGUCUGUGUAUGGGAGCCAGAUCUGGCCUACUAAGAGCGCUCCGCAUUAUACUCUGGGCUGGGGUAUAACGGCUGGAUUCCUGGGUGCGGGUGCUUGUGUGGCUGCUCUGAUGCCAGUGUUUAUUAAGUUCGUCCCGAAUAAACCGACUAAGGCGGAACUUGCGUUGAAGGAGAGGGGUGAGAGGAUGAUGGCUGAGGCUGCCGCUUUGUAAGAGACGAUGUACCGUUUGGUAUGGCGUGAUAUAGUGUGAUAUUGUAAAUAAUUCAAUGCGUUAUUAGCGUUUAAAAGGAAAUACUGCCUAAACUUC
Messenger RNA from Pseudogymnoascus verrucosus, 1814 nucleotides. RefSeq lists its product as uncharacterized. Gene Ontology annotation, molecular function: transmembrane transporter activity. Gene Ontology annotation, biological process: transmembrane transport. The transcript is spliced from 3 exons. The coding region runs from base 222 to 1718 and encodes 498 amino acids. Lineage: Eukaryota; Fungi; Ascomycota; Leotiomycetes; Thelebolales; Thelebolaceae. The record is from RefSeq and is a predicted model, not a curated record. Gene Ontology annotation, cellular component: membrane.